Molecule: messenger RNA, 14904 nt
Organism: Colletotrichum karsti
Lineage: Eukaryota; Fungi; Ascomycota; Sordariomycetes; Glomerellales; Glomerellaceae
Product: denitrification regulatory protein nirq
Exons: 2
Coding region: 1-14904 (4967 amino acids)
Biological process (GO): ribosomal large subunit assembly; rRNA processing
Cellular component (GO): nucleus; preribosome, large subunit precursor
Molecular function (GO): ATP binding; ATP hydrolysis activity
Source: RefSeq, a predicted model, not a curated record
AUGGCUACGAUAGACGUCUCUUCGCAAAGGAGCGCUCUCCUGAACGACGCGAUUAUUCUGGAACAACUACCCACCGAAAUCAUUGAGGUUAUCAGAAAUCAUACGGCCUCAAACCUCCUCGACGCCAUCGCCGAGGCGGCUCUCAUUCCCCAACUUACAGAUCGAAUUUUCAUCCAUUUCGAGAAUGUUUUUCCCGACAUCUGCGCACGAUGGCUGCUCAACCCCAGAAACACAACACGAAAUGGAGCCGUCAUUGCAGCUCUCGCAAGGAUACUGCCGUUUGCGCCUUAUUUAUCGGAAUUCCUGCAGCAGGUCAUGAGUGAGGACUUGACCAAAACGCCGCCGCCAGGACCACAGACUCUCAGCAUCCGAUUUCCCGACCUCACCACUUUCACUCCUACUCAGAGCCCCGACCUCUUGAGCUUACUGCUUGCAUCAUGGAGACUGGUCUGUUUCGACCAGAGGACCUACAGCAUCCUCGUCUCGCCCACUCACAUGCAAACCCUCUUUUCUCAUGAGAGCCAUGCCGUCCGAUACAUGGCGAUCCGCAUUUUCACACAGAUUCUCCGCGCAGCCGACUCGAAACUGGAAGCUCUCAUCAGCGAGCACGUCGGAACGAAAGAGGCUAUUCUCGCUGACUUUGACGGGCGUGAGGUAGACUAUGGGUUCUUAAGUCUGUAUGAGGAUGCACGGAUCAAGAAGACUGCGGCCCUGCGCCUCGAGCUGGGCGACGCUUCUUCCCAGAGCAAUCAAAUCCAAGCCGUUCCACCGCAGAAUCUGACCCCUUUUGUUGCGUGCUAUGGCAACACAAUUUUGCCGCGACCAUCCGGUCCGGUCGAGAAGAGUUCAUCUCUCGUGCUGACCUCCACAACAACACAAAACCUCGAGACUUUGGCCGGUCUCUUGAAGAAUGCCAGUCCCAUUUUGCUGCAUGGACUCCCAGGGUCUGGAAAGACCUCGCUGGUUCACGAAGUUGCCAAGGAAUUUGGAAAGCAUUCCGAGAUGGUGACAUUACAUAUCAAUGAGCAGACGGACGCCAAGAUGCUCAUCGGACUUUAUUCGACGGACUCAAAACCAGGAACGUUUUCGUGGAGGGCAGGUGUUCUCACAACCGCGGUAAGGGAAGGCAGAUGGGUUCUCAUCGAGGAUCUCGACAGAGCGCCGAACGAAGUCAUCAGCACCCUGCUUCCUCUUAUUGAGCGUGGCGAGCUCCUCAUCCCGAGCAGAGGAGAGCGCAUCAAGGCUGCGAGCGGAUUCCGUCUCCUCGGCACAGUCAGAACCUCUCGUGGUAUGCACGGCCGAGAAACGCUCCCUAAUCUUCUAGGUCUUCGAUUUUGGCAACUUGUUUCGGUGCAGACUCCCACAGAGACCGAGUUGCAGGACAUCAUCAUAGGAUCGCAUCCCAUACUUCAUAAGUUUGCCCCCGGAAUCCUGUCUGUUUAUCGACGACUAUCGAAGCCAUCUUCCGGAAACAUGCCCUUCUCGUCCAGUCGUGGCAUGGCCGACCGCCAGGCUAGCUUGCGGGAUCUUCUCAGAUGGUGUCGGCGCCUUACAGCUACACUUACCGCUGCGGCUUGCAGUACUGGCGACGAGCCCAUUAGCGAGACGACUCUGAACUGGAUGUUCAUGGAGGCGAUCGACUGCUUUGUGGCAGGCAUCCCCGAUGUUCAGGCGAAGAGACACCUUAUUUUUGCCAUCGCCGAGGAGAUGCGUAUGGCCAAGGAGUUGGUGGAGCAUUCCCUCGAAUCUUACAUCCCCCAGCUGGAACAAAGCGAGACCCAGUUCAAGAUUGGCCGGGCGACAUUGAGGAAACGGAAAGACCGUGUUAACAAGGCUGCCCUCGCCAAGAGGCCAUUCGCCAGCACGACGCAUGCGAAGAAGUUACUGGAACAAGCUGCAGUAGCGGUGAAUCUUGGCGAGCCGAUCUUGCUCGUUGGUGAGACUGGUAUCGGAAAGACGACGGUUAUUCAGCAGUUGGCUGACACACUGGGACACAAACUCGUUGCGAUUAACUUGUCCCAGCAAAGCGAGGCUGGGGACCUUCUCGGUGGCUUCAAACCUGUCAACGUCCGAACUCUUGCUGUACCCCUGAAAGAAGAGUUCGAAGAUCUGUUCUCUGCCACUGGCAUCUCACAGACCAAGAACCAACGAUAUCUGGAACAGCUUGGGAAGUGCUUUGCGAAGGGCCAGUGGGCAAAAGUUGCCAAGUUGUGGCGUGAAGCUCCCAAGAUGUUCAAGAAAAUCAUUGAGGAGUUGACUCGGCGAGAAAGAGAGAAGACCGAGACUGUGGAAGAGGGGACUCAACCGAUGAAGCGCCGCAAGACCGAAUCCAAACUUCAGACCCUUCUCGAACUAAGCCCGAGGUGGGAUCAGUUUUCUCGCAGCCUUGAUCAGUUCGAGGUGCAGCUUUCCGGGGGUGCGAAUGCGUUUGCAUUCUCUUUCGUCGAAGGCAACAUCGUGAAGGCUGCCCGAAAUGGUGACUGGGUGUUGCUUGACGAAAUCAACCUUGCUUCCCCUGACACUCUGGAGAGCAUCGCGGACCUCCUGACGGGACCAGUCGACACGCCUUCCAUUCUGCUCUCCGAGACGGGUGAGAUUGAGCGGAUAAGAGCACACCCGAAUUUCCGAAUUUUCGGUGCGAUGAACCCGGCGACAGAUGUGGGCAAGCGUGAUCUUCCCAUUGGCAUUCGGUCUCGGUUUACUGAGCUUUACGUUGACAGCCCUGACAAGGAUGUCAAGGACCUGCUCACCAUCGUGAAGACGUACUUGAAGAGCAGCAGCGCCAAAGACGAACAGGCUGCCGACGACAUCGCAAGACUAUACAUCGAUACGAAGCUUCGCGCCGAGGAAAAGCGCCUUGUCGAUGGGGCUAAUGAGGUGCCGCAUUUCAGUCUUCGGACGCUCACCCGCGUCUUGACUUACGUCAACUAUAUCGCCCCUUUCUACGGUCUCCGUCGAGCCUUGUACGAAGGAUUCUCCAUGGGCUUCCUCACUCUCCUCGACAGAGAUUCGGAGAAGCUGCUGGUGCCUUUGAUCGACCAUCGUCUUUUUGGCCGCGUCCCAAACCAGCAAUCGCUACUUUCUCAGCCUCCAAAACAGCCUGAUGAUGGUAAGAAGUAUGUGCGCUUCCGAAAUAAGGCAAAAGAUCGUCAUUAUUGGCUAGCACAGGGAGAAGAAACCCCCCAAGAACGAUCGGACUACAUCAUCACACCUUAUGUAGAACGGAAUCUGCUUAAUCUUGUCAGAGCGACUUCCACGCGACGCUUUCCCAUUCUCAUUCAAGGUCCCACGUCAGCAGGAAAGACAAGUAUGAUCGAGUACCUGUCCAACUUCACUGGCAACAAGUUUGUGCGCAUCAACAAUCACGAGCACACGGAUCUGCAAGAAUAUUUGGGUACAUAUGUGUCGGACUCAACGGGACGACUCCGUUUUCAAGAGGGAUUGCUGGUGCAGGCCAUGCGACAAGGUCACUGGAUCGUUCUGGACGAGCUGAACCUUGCACCUACGGAUGUUCUUGAGGCUCUGAACAGACUUUUGGAUGACAACAGAGAACUCCUGAUCCCGGAGACUCAAGAAGUCGUCAGGCCGCAUGAGAACUUCAUGCUGUUCGCCACACAGAACCCACCGGGCCUAUACGGUGGUCGAAAGGUGCUUUCGCGUGCGUUCCGCAACCGUUUCCUGGAGUUGCACUUUGACGACAUCCCCGAGGACGAACUGGAGUUUAUCCUGCAAAAGAGAAGCAUCAACACCGCGCCUUCAGACUGCAAACGCAUUGUCUCUGUCUACAAAGAGCUCUCUCGUCUGCGUCAAACAAGCCGUCUAUUCGAGCAGAAGGACAGUUUCGCCACGCUUCGCGACCUCUUUCGAUGGGCUCAGCGUAAUGCUGACACGCGCGAGCAAAUCGCUAUCAACGGCUUCAUGCUUCUGGCUGAGCGAGUCCGUGUUGAAGAGGAGAGAACUGCUGUCAGAGAGGUCAUCGAGACCAUCUUCAAAGUCAAGAUUGACCCGGAUGUCCUUUACACGGCCGACCAGUCGCCCAUCUUGAGCAAGAUUCAAGCGAUGCCCAACAACCAUGGCGUCGUCUGGACCCGCGCGAUGCGUCGUCUUUAUGUGCUGGUCGACACUGCCAUUCGCAACAAUGAGCCUGUUCUUCUCGUGGGUGAAACUGGUUGCGGCAAAACUACCGUCUGUCAGAUUCUCGCAGAGGUACUUGGGAAGGAGCUGCAUAUCGUCAACGCCCAUCAGAACACUGAGACGGGAGAUCUUAUCGGUUCUCAGAGACCCGUGAGGAACCGUGGUGCAAUCGCCGAUUCUCUGAAAACUGAACUCAGCUCUGUUCUUAGCCUCCUCGGCGAAGACGCGACUGGUUCAUUGGACGACCUUCUCCCUCGGUAUCGCGGUCUUUUGCCUGAGGCUCUCGCCGAGAUUGAUGCUGCGACCCAGGAAAGAAUCUCAACUUUGGAGACCAAGAGCAAGGCGCUCUUCGAAUGGUCUGACGGUAGCCUCGUUCACGCCAUGAAAUCUGGGCAGUUCUUCCUGCUUGACGAAAUUUCUCUCGCUGACGAUUCCGUGUUGGAGCGAUUGAACUCCGUUCUUGAACCCGGACGGUCUCUGCUCUUAGCUGAGAAGGGAAUUGACAACUCAUUCGUCGUUGGAGCGGAUGGUUUCCAAUUCUUCGCUACCAUGAACCCAGGUGGUGACUUUGGCAAGAAAGAACUGUCCCCAGCGUUGAGGAACCGUUUCACUGAGAUCUGGGUGCCGGCCAUGUCCGAGACCGACGACAUGCUGGACAUCGUUCUUUCCAAGCUUGGUCCCGCCUUCAAGUCUUUCGGUGUUCCAGUGGUACAGUUCGCACAUUGGUUCGGACAGACCUUCAGGUCAUCGUCGUCGACAGCCUUUUCAAUCCGCGACAUCCUCAUUUGGGUCAACUUCAUCAACCUGUGCGGUCCUGCGGCUUCUCAAUUCGCGGUCGUUCAUGGUGCUGCCACUGUCUUCAUCGACAGUCUGGGCGCCAACCCUUCUGCUUUGUUGGCCAUGGACCCGAAGGCUCUCGACUCGCAAAGGCAGAAAUGUCUGGAUAAGCUUAGCGAGCUGCUUGGUUACGACACCACUUCCAUCUAUCGAGCACAGCCUGAAGUGGUUUUGACUGAUGACCGUCUGUCUGUUGGCGACUUCGGUCUACCCAGAGAAGCCAGCCGAAUGUCAGACCCCAGCUUUGCAUUCAAUGCCCCGACCACAAGACUCAACGCCAUGAGAGUGAUGCGCUCGCUUCAAAUGCGAAAGCCGAUCCUAUUGGAAGGUAGCCCCGGUGUUGGCAAGACAACUCUCGUUGCCGCCCUAGCUCGCGUGUGCGGGCGCCCCCUGACGAGAAUCAACCUGUCUGACCAGACUGACCUUAUGGAUCUUUUUGGUACCGACAUGCCAGUUGAGGGCGCAGAAGCCGGUAACUUUGCCUGGCGUGAUGCUCCGUUCUUGCAAGCCAUGCAGAAUGGCGAAUGGGUGUUGCUUGACGAAAUGAACUUGGCUUCCCAGUCUGUUCUAGAAGGUUUGAACGCCUGUCUUGAUCACCGUGGCGAGGUGUAUAUCUCCGAGCUUGACCAGGUUUUCAAGCGCCACCCUGAUUUCCGACUAUUCGCUGCGCAGAACCCUCACCACCAGGGAGGCGGUCGAAAGGGUCUCCCCAGUUCCUUCGUAAACAGAUUCAUCGUCGUGUACGCCGACACUUUCACAGCAGAAGAUCUUCUCCUCAUUGCGCAACACAACUUCCCCAGCAUCCCUACCGAAGUUGUUAGUGGAGUCAUUCAAUUCAUCUCUCGCUUGGAUUAUCAGGUUGCUGUCGAAAAGUCUUUCGGCUCUCACGGCAGUCCCUGGGAGUUUAACCUGAGAGAUAUUCUUCGAUGGUUGCAUCUUGUGGCCACCUCAGAUCCUGUGCUCGCUACGGGCAAACCUGACGACUUCCUCGACCUCAUCAUUCGACAGCGAUUCCGCUCUGCCCUGGAUCGCGAGGAGGUGAAUAAGCUCUUCAGCCAAGUCUUCAACAGAGGCCCCGAUAGCCACAGUCUGUAUCACGAUGUCAACGCCGCCUUCUGCCAGGUCGGACACGCUCUCCUUCCAAGAAACCAGACACUGCAGCCCGUGUCGCUUCCUGGCAUCGAUAUCGUGUCCCGGCUUUCGGAAAUCGAGUCCAUCAUGGUCUGCAUCAAGCAGGACAUCCCAUGCAUUCUCAGCGGCCCCUCAGGUAGCGGCAAGUCGGUCUUACUCGAGCACGUCGCCGCUCUUGUCGGCAAGCCCCUUGUUGUCUUCCCACUGAACGCUGAUAUUGACACGAUGGAUCUCGUUGGUGGUUUCGAGCAGUCAGAUCCUCUUCGCGAAGUCAACGCUGCAUUGCGGGAGCUCUAUGAAGGCUUACAGACUACGAUCUUGACCCUUGUACCUGGCCAGGUUCCACCGCAGGUCCUUCUCUUGCUGCAUCUGCUAGAGUCUUUCCGUGGCGAUGUCAACUCCCUUGCCGCUAUCACUUCUUCUGUCGAAGAUGUGCUCGCUGUACUCGCUGAAGAUUCCAGAGGGUCAGGGAUUGGUCUUCUUCUGUCAAGUACUCACGACGUUCUACAAAGACCGUUGAUCGUCAGCAACCCCCGCUUCGAAUGGCUUGACGGAGUCAUUGUCAAGGCGCUCGAAACUGGCCAAUGGCUUGUUCUAGACAAUGCAAACCUCUGCAAUGCCUCCGUCUUGGACAGACUGAACUCCCUCCUCGAGCCGAAUGGUUUCUUGAGCAUCAACGAGCACUGCGGACCCAACGGAGAGCCUCGUAUCAUCAGACCGCACAAAGAUUUCCGGAUCUUCCUCACAGUUGACCCACGCUACGGUGAGCUGUCGCGGGCCAUGAGAAACAGAGCCGUUGAGAUCCAUCUCAGCGAGCGAAACGCACAGGAUUCAACAACUCAUACCUCCAUUGUCCACGUGGAGAGUAGCCUGCAAAGGUUCUCUUCUUCGGGAGACAUCUCAACUGCAGUUCUAGCCCAGAAUGCCGCUUCUGACGUGGCGAGUAUCACUCUCGAGAACUUGUCAAUUAGAGACACAGCACUCAUGGAGAGAUUCUCUCUGUCGAUCAACCGAGGCCUCGUAGACCUGCCUCCAGCUUCACUCGAGAAGUACCAAGACAGUUUGAAAGAGCAACUCACAUACCUCAAUGCGUCAGAAACGGGCGGUCUCAAGCAAGCUGUCUCCAAUCUCUACGGCACCCUCCACAGCCAUUAUUCUGGCCUUCAAAGUGCCCAGCCUCUUAACCCGGUCCACAAUGCUGCUAUAGUCCGCAUCCUGCAUUGCCACAACGACGAGUUGGCUUACUGGCUUUCUGUUUGCUACGACUUCUUGCUGGAGAUCCAACGCGGCCAAUUUGCCAUUACUUCUCAAGCCAAUAAAGCAAAGGCAGCGAAACUGGCCUCCCUGAACCGUUUGCAACGGUCUAUUGUCUCGGAUCGCAUCGCGGCUGUCGCAAAAGAUUCAACCGUGAGAGUCUACAAGUUCCUUUUGAAGACUCUCCAAAACAUCAGGGCAUUCAUCCAGGCCAACUUGAAUACCGCCCGCGGCUGGCAGGAGCGUGCUCGGGUGAUUCGAAAGAUGCUUGACUUCUGGUGGCGCACUAUCAGUCUCACGUCCCAGAACGCAUUCGAGGAAGCGCGUUUCCUAGCGCACCUCGUCCACGGGGUUGAAUCUGUGCAGAGCUUGAUUUCGCCUACGACGGAAACCAUCAGCCGACAGCUCGCUGAUGUUUAUCUACAAACUCUGGAAGAUGACUUCACGACCGGUUUCCGCCUCACCACCGGACUGAGCAUGGAAGUUCUGUGGAAGCAUUUCAAGCCAAUUCCCAUCAUGAGCGCAGAGACCCUCAACAAGAGCCAAGAAAUUGAGCGUCUUGGAAUCCGACUGGACGAGCUCAAAUGGAGAGUCAAGGCAUCCGUUUCUGACCUCGCCAGAGCAAUGAGUACGCUCGUCACUGCGGACGGGAUCGUGCGAAAGAGCAGUGCCGAUGCCACCGAGCUAAUAGCCGACCUUACAAAGGAGAUUGAGCUUCUUGAGACCAAGCUGGGCUCAGAGUCUAGUGCAGUCAAGCCGUUCUUCGCAUCAGAGUUCGAAACUCUCAGACAAGCCUCCGUUCUUGAGUCCCAGAAUUCCGACCGCCGGCAGUUGAACGCUAGCGAGUCUGACCUUGUGGUUUUGUCAAACCAGCAAACCAUCGACCAGAUCCGCGCCGGCAGCUUCGGCGAAAAGGAGGCACGGUCUCUGACAAUCGGUCUUCUUGCUUCCGAGGAUGUCAACGCCUAUGUUUGGAACGGCAAGUUUGUCAUGUCACUAUUGUCAAAACUCGGCUCUCUUCCAAACACUAGCCUGCGCUCCUUGGGGCUGCUCGAGACCGAACUUCCGGCUUUGGGACGUUCUGUUGCUUCGUUGGUUCCAGCUCUGGCUAGCAACCAGAUACUUGCCCUCAACAAGGCUCUCAACGCGCUGAUUGCAACUGUUUUCGCAGUUCAUGGGCAUGACGAAGAGCAGUUGCUGAACAGAAUUUACGAGCAGGUUGCAGAAGCCGUCAAGCAGAAAGCGAUCACGUCUCAAAGACUUGAGCAACUGGCCGCCCACUUUGGCCAAACUCUCCCCGGAGGAUGGCCCGCUCACCUUGUUCAAACCGCACAGGACCAUUUGAUUCCCGGAACGGUUGCUCUUGCAGUCUCCGAUACUAUUGGUGGGCACUACGAUGGCUAUCUCGAGAAUGCUCACGAAGUGGCUGCUUACUCUUCGAUCGCUUGGGUUCAGUUCUCCAUUGGCGCCAUCAAGCUUUAUGUUCCUGACAAGUCUUUCGAUCCACAGCUGCGACCUCAGUUUGAGAAGGAUGUUCAUGACGAGCUGACAAGAGAACUCCAGCACAAGUUGUCUUCUCUCAUGGACUUUGAAUCUCAUUUCACCGGACAAGAAACUUCUAUCCGCAUUCAAAUGGCACAGGAAGAUGUCAAAGCACUUGGCCCAGCACCGGCCCCCACCCAGCUGCUAUACAGACCGCCCCGUUCAGAGCUCAGUCAGGUCCAGACCGAGUUCAACAAUGUUCUCAAAAUGAUCAUCAACCAAGAUUUAGGAGCUGUUCACUCCAGAUUCGCACUGGGAGGUUCCGUCGAGGCCAAACAGGAGAUUGACCUCAUCAAGCAGAACUUGGCUCUGAUGAUCGACCGCCUUGCGAACCGUUUCAAUGCUUACCAAGACAUGACGCGACCUCUCGUGAACAUCCUUGGUUGCUUGAAACUCGGGCUGUCUUUGAGUGACGGGCUCACAUCUAUGCAGACCCAUGCCACAGAGACAACUCUCAUGGAUCUGACGCCCUUCCUCGGUGGUCGUCCCCAGCACCACCGUCUGGAUAGGUUCCCGAACAAGACUCUGGAGUUCCUUGACUACGUCGGAUUGAUUGUAUCCGUCGAAGGUCUGCCUAACCUUAGCAAUAAGCUUCGCGAUGCGCUCUUCGAAUGCGUCCACGGUUUCUUCCAAGAAUGGACAAACAAGCUUGAGGCAGACCGUAAGGCUGAGGAGGCCAGAACAAGCCUUUACACCUUCAAGGGAAGCUACGAGGACGAGGAAGAGAUGAACGAAGAAGAGUUCAAUGAGUUGUUUCCCACGUACGACAAUGAGCAGGAGGAGAAGCCCUCCAUCGGACGUCAGAAGGUCCGUGACGUGUCGGUUAGAAUCGCAGACUCUCACCGCAAGGUGUUCCUCGACCCAGUAGCCCCUUCGGACGCACUUCGGGAAGUCUGCAAGUCGGUGGGCAAGGGAGCUGCUGCUGACGUCUUGCAAAAGUCAGCAGUGCAUCAAGGCCUGAGCAAGAUGAUUCUCCCCCAGGCCCUGAGGUCGCUCGAGGAGCAAAUUGCAGCCCUUGGCGCUAACACCGUUGGCCCCGACUACAACUUUUACAUAGAUGCCAACAUUCCCGAGGCUCGUCGUCUUGUUGCUUUGGUUGACAAGGUUGAAGCUCGUUUCCGAGAGCUGCAGCAGGUUGACGAGAUCGCCCACAUGCAGCCGCUGGCUGACGUCUUGGCCGCCUGCGAGCAGCUGCUUCAACUCGUCCACACAGAGCCCCUGGCCAAGAUUCUGCCCAAGCUUGAGCAUUUGCACGGCAUCGUCUACGAGUGGCAGCACGGAGGUUACGCCCCCAGCGUCUACGGUGCGCCUGCGCUCUACACGUCGCUGACGGACACCAUCAUCAGUUGGCGACGUCUGGAGCUUUCAACCUGGGCGAAGCUCUUUGACAUGGAGGCCCAAAAAUGUUCGCAAGACGCUGAUUCCUGGUUCUUCAUCGCGUACCAGGUCCUCAUCGCCGUUCCUCUCAGCCUCGUUGACAAGCCCGAGUUGAAGGAUCACGCCAUCAAUCUUUUCAACGAGCUAGAAACCUACUUCUCGACCGCAAUAAUUGGCCAGUUCUCCGCCCGUCUUAGGUUGUUGAGACAACUGCAGAAGCACUUGGAACUGCUAACCAUCGACUACCCCUCGUUGUCCAUCAUUAGUGAUGCUGCUCAAAACUUCAUCGACUUCUACUCUCGCUUCGAGAAGGUUGCCAAUGAAGCAAUUCUCAAGGGCAGAGCUCCCAUCGAGAAGAAAAUGAAGGAGAUUGUGCUGCUGGCUAGCUGGAAGGACACCAACAUCAACGCAUUGCGCGAGAGCGCCAAGAGAUCUCAUCAAAAACUCUUCAGAAUCGUCCGGAAAUUCCGCGGACUCCUUGGUCAACCAAUGAAGCCAAUCUUGGAUGAGGGUCUUCCGGACGAAGAAGUUGCCAGCAGCCUCCAGUCAGACUCAGCAGAUAAGGUCGAGGCCGAGAUCAAUCCAGCAGCUUUUUCCAGUUGCAACAGCGGUUUCCCGGGUUUCCUGGCCCAGCACAAGCGCUUGUCCAACGCUGACAAAACACUUUCGAUCAUGGCCAGCGUCACCACCCAAGCCAGCCAGAGCCCCCUGGACGCUAGCCAAGAGGUCAAUUCAUACGUCGAAAGCCUUGACGAAUCCAUCGCGGAGCUGCGAAAGGAAACUCCGGGCACUCUGACCGAAGAGAACAAGGACCUGGUCAAGUCCCUCAAGACUCGGAAGCGCAAUCUCUUUGCCGAUGUUUUGAAGGCGCUGAAGCAGAUGGGCUUCCGUCACAACCUUGGAACGGAGGAUUUGGCCAAGCAGAACUCCACUGCACUCAUUCUUGCGAGCAUGCCAGCUUCCAAUAUCUUGGAAACGUACUCCAACGAUGCCGCCGAGUAUUACUUCCACAAGGUUAUCGAUAUGGCAACCCAGGUCAGGCUCGCUGCCCGGGAACCCUCCGGCGAGCUCACUGGUGCCGAGGUCGCCCGAAGCACCGGCUUCAUGGAAGGCAUGAUGACCGUCGUACUAGGCCAGCACAGCUCCUUGACGGCCGCCCGCAAGUCUGUCUCCUCGCUUGAACGUGUUAUUGCGUCUGUUCAGAGCCUCAGCCAGAGCACUCAACUCGAGCUGGCGGACCGUUCCGGCGUUGACGAAAGAACCAGUAUCAAGUGGUGGAAACCUAUCCUGGAGUUCGGCAUCAAAGUGGUCGAGAUCCACAGCAGGCUGGCGUCCGUUGACAACCAAGUCUCCCUGGAGUUUCUUCAGUCACCCUUGAAGAAGGCUGAGAUACUUUUGAAAAGUUUGGACAGCUCUGCUGCAGUUCCUAACAAGUUUGCGCCGCAUGGACAAGCUAAGCAGAACUUGGUCAAAUCGGAGAUCGCAGACAUUUUGAGGCACAGGCAUUCGAAUGAUGGCGAAAUCGCUCGGAACACGGAUCUUGACUUCGUCAUGGACCAAGCCAUGGCCUGGCUCGCGAUUGACACGCCCGGGUCUGCUGAUGGCAAUGAACAACUUGAAGAUGAUGCCCGCGACUUCAAGGAGUCGGUGUCCGACCUCUGCGACACUGUUCUGGUCGCGGUUCAAGGAUACAAGAAAGUCAUGACUGACUUGCCGAGCUCAUCUGAGGAAGUCGGGUGGCUGUCCAAGACAAGUGCCGUUCGCAAUGCUAGCCUCAGCGCUCUGCACAUCAAUGCAAUCGUCAGCAAGAUUGAGGCGUGCUUAUCCGCCUUAGAGAGGGUCGAUCUCAAGAACCACAGAACAAGUGUUGCUGCCUCAUCGCUUCUUGCAAUAAUCCUUCCGGUUCUUCAACAAUAUGCCCUCACAGCGCGCAAGUGUUUCUCUCAGUUCUAUGACCUGCACACCGCGACAGGCCACAUGACCUACCAACUUUCAAAGACGUUCUCACAACUCGCUGCCAAGGGUUUCUGCACACCCCAAGAAAAGUCCGACGAGAAGUCUGGAGACUCUGGCAAGCUUGAGUCUGGAACAGGUUUGGGUGACGGCGAAGGCGCAGAGGACAUCAGUAAAGACAUCCAACCUGAUGAGGACCUGACGGAGCUCGCACAAGAGCCGAACAAGGAGCAAAACAGAGAGAUGGAAGAUGAAAAGGAUGCCGUGGACAUGGCUGACGAAGAGAUGGAAGGGGAGACGGGAAGUGUUGCUGGUGAAGAGGAAGAGGACGACAAAGAUGAGGGAGAGGAGAAGGAUGGGGAAGAGAAUGAAAUGGAGGAGGAGGUUGGCGAUGUCGACGAUUUGGAUCCCACUGCCGUUGACGAAAAGAUGUGGGAUGGCGAAAACGAAGAGGAGGCGGAAAAGGACCAGAAGGGCGAGAACGCAAAGGGCCAGAAGAAGCAGGAAGAGCAAAUGGCGGCUGACAAUGACGCCAAGGCCGACGAGAACGAGGCUGGCGACGAUGAGCAAGAAGUUGAUCAAGGCGACGAGGAGAUGGAGGAUGAGGCUGGUCCCGAAAAAGAAGACGUCAAGUUCGAAGAGGAAAUCCAGCAAGAUCAGAACGUGGAGCAGAACGACGCUCUCAACAUGCCAGAGGAGAUGGACUUCGACUUCAAUGAAGAUGGAGAAGACGACGAAGGAUCAGAGGAAGAUGAUCUGGACCAACUUUCAGAUAUGGAGAAGGAGGAGCCUCAGCAGCAGCAAGAAGACAAGGUCGAGGAGGGAGAAGAGGAGACACAACGACCUGACGAGAAGGGCCCCGAGGAAGAGGAAGAGGCGGAGGAGCCCGAAGAAGCUGAUCUUGCUGGCGAACCAGAACCCGAUAUGGACCCUCAAGCAGAGGAGGAAGAGGACCAAAAAGAGCCCGAACAACCCGAGUCUCAGGCAGAUCAGCCUCCUGACAACGCCAACACGGACGCAAAUGCUGCCCCAAGCGAUGUCAAGGGCGGCGGACAAGACCAGGACGCAGAUCAAAUGGAUGUCGAGAACGAUUUCAGCGAGAACGCCGCCCAGAGGGACGCUGGAGAGGCCGGCGACGGUGCCGCGGAACAAAAGGCUAGCGCCGGCAAGAAGGGGGCUCUUUCUCGUUCUGACGAACAAGCGCAGCCCACCGAGCAAGAUCAAGAUGACGCGCCGGAAAGCAACCGACAAGACCCUUUCAAGAAGCUCGGCGAUGCCCUGGAGCGCUGGCAUCGACAACAAAGCGAUAUCAAGGAUCCUGAGAAACAGGAGGACGGCGAGCAGAAGAAGUCUCAGGACGUUGAUGCCGAUCUCGGUGCUCGCGAGUUCCAGCAUCUUCAGGAUGAUGAGACCGCCGCCGAUACGCAAGCCAUGGGUGCUGCAUCUGAGGACCAAGUACAGCCCAUCGACGAGAACAUGGCCAUCGACGAAGAGAAAGAGGACCCCGCCAGCCGCGUGAUGCCGGAGAACGAAGAUGUGGACAUGGAGCAAGACCCCGACAAGAUGGAUACCACAGAGGCACCCGAGGCUCAAGAAAAGGAGGGUGCCGCUGACAAGGAUGACGGUCGCUCUGGAGUCAAGACAAGACAAGGCGCCUUCGACCGUGAGGUCACUCCCUCAGAAGAAGACGUCGAGAGGAUGGAGGACGACGGCGAGGAAGAAGAGCAAGUGAUUGAGGAGACGUCAGAACAACUCUCGACGACCCACAUCAGCGACGAGCGCACUCUCCGCGACUUCAACGAAUCUCUCCAGUCGUGGACAUCUUUCCAGUCCAAGACGCAUCCGUUGUCACUCUCUCUAACCUCCCAACUGCGCCUCAUCCUCACUCCUUCACAGUCCACCAAACUCUCAGGCUCUUACCGCACUGGCAAGCGCCUCAACAUCAAGAAGAUCAUCCCUUACAUUGCCUCGAGCUACAAACGUGACAAGAUCUGGAUGCGCCGCGCCAUUCCUACGAAGCGCUCAUACCAGAUUCUGCUCUGCGUUGACGACAGUCGCAGUAUGGGCGAGUCCAGCUCAGGCAACCUCGCCCUCGAGUCUCUCGUCAUGGUAUCGCGUGCCCUCACCAUGCUGGAGGUCGGCCAGGUCGGCAUCCUGGGCUUCGGAGCCGACACCUUCAUGGCGCACGACUUCACCGAACCGUUCGCCUCCCACGACGCUGGUGCCAAGGUUCUGCAGCACUUCUCCUUCAGCCAAGACCGCACCGACAUCCAGCUCCUCGUGCGUAACACGAUCGAUCAUUUCCGCACGGCAAGGAUGCAGAACCCAGCCCGCGGGGCCGAGGAUCUGUGGCAGCUUGCGUUGAUUCUGUCUGAUGGACUGACUCCGUCGAACCAGCAUGACGGCAUCCGUCGUCUGCUCCGUGAGGCAAUGGAAGAGCGCAUCAUGGUCGUCUUCAUCGUUAUGGAUGACACGGGGAACAAGAAGGGAGAUAGUGUGCUGGAUCUCAAGGAGGCCAAGUUCGUCAAGGACGAGAGCGGUAACAGCCGCGUUGUCAUUGAGAGGUAUCUGGAUACGUUCCCGUUCCAGUACUAUCUCAUCGUACAUAAUCUGGAGGACCUGCCCAGCGCGUUGGCAGGAUUGUUGAGGACUUGGUUCGCCGAGGUCAACUCAUGA